AUCGCGUUUCGCACACCUUCUCGCAAUUCAUUCCUUUUUCUGCCGGGGGAUUUCAGUCUUCGGACUUCUCUCUGCAGUCUGCACCCCCGUGUUUCCCUCACUGGCCUCCUUUCUUCCUUCGUUUCCCGCCGGCCCUCCGUUGACUAUCUCCAAUUUUCCAGUCGCAAACGCCGUUCCGAGAAUUUUCGUAGGCGGCUCGCGUUCGGCUUCGCCGUUCGUUUUGGCUUCCGGGAAGUUGCUCCGCCGCUAAAGCAUCUAUUUGCCGCCAUCGUAAGCAGGCAAAAGCAUUUCGCGCCCCCCAUAACUUCCAUUCUUCUCCCAUGGCGCUGCCGGACGAUCUAUUUGCCGCCAUCGACAUGGGCACCAACUCCAUCAAGAUGAUCAUCGUCCAAUUCCACCCGCCGUCGGGCCGAUUCCUCACCGUCGCCCGCCACUCCGACCGUGUCUGCCUCGGCCGUGACUCCGCCGCCGCAUCAUCAAACUCCUCCCCGUCGAUUUCCCCCGACGCGGUCCUCGAAGCUCUCCGAUGCCUCCGCCAGUUCACCGAAAUCCUCCGCGCUCGCGGGAUCCCGCCUCGCCGAACCCGCUGCGUCGCCACUUCCGCCGUCCGGGAGGCCGCCAACGGAUCCGAGCUCGUCGAAGCCGUUCGCGCAGCCACCGGGCUCGACGUUUCCGUUCUCUCCGGGGAAGAGGAGGCGAGACUCGCCUACUCCGGAGUGAUUCAGUUUUUUCCGGUCAGGGAAAAGAGAGCGUUGCUCAUAGACAUCGGAGGUGGAUCGACUGAGUUCGCGAUUGGAGAAGGAGGGAUCGUCGAUUUCGCGACGAGUUUGAAGCUAGGUCAUGUGAGUUUGACUCAGCGAUUCGCUGGUGGAGAUGUGGUAGGAGGAAUGAGGAAUUUCAUCAGGGCAGCUGUGAAGGACUCUGGAUUGGUUCAGCAAGUGAAGAGAUUCGGGUUUGAGGUCGCUGUUGGAAGCUCGGGAACGAUUGGAGCAGUCGAGAAAGCAGUGUUUCAUGGCUAUGGCGAUGUCAACGUGGCAGCUGAAACUGACACGUCAGCUGAGGAGCUGUUGAGGAGGCACGUGAAGAGGGAUUGGAGAUUCAGCAGAGUGGAAUUGAAGAGAGUUGUUGAGAGGUUAUGUACAGAAGAAGGGCAAGAAGAGAAGGAGAUAAGAGAGGAGCUUUUUAAGAAGAGAUCAGAAUUUAUUGUGGCUGGUACUCUGUUAUUGGAGGAGAUAUUUGAGUUGCUUGGGAUUGAAGAAAUGGAAGUUUCCGAGUAUGCAUUGGGAGAAGGUGUCGUUGCUGAAGCUCUGAAGGAGGAAUUCAAUGAAGUUGGUUUCAAAUUGAAUGCGAAUCCCAGGUGGAAUUCUGUUGUGAGACUUGCUACCAGGUUUAAUAAUAAGAAGAGGGUUGAGAAUGGCGCUAGAUGUGCCGCCUUUGCCAAGGGUAUAUUUGAAGGCUUGAGGCACUGUGGUAAGCUCAUUGACUUGGGUGGCGAGGAUCUCGAGUGCCUUGAGGCAGCCUGUUUGCUUCAUGCCAUAGGGCUUUUCGCUGGUAAAAGGGGUUACCACAAGCAGUCUUAUCGUGUUAUCAUGGAAGGAAACCAUCUUUACGGUUUCAGUACUGAAGAGAUCAAGUUAAUAGCACUUCUGGCGAGGCAUCACACGAAGAAAUUCCCAAAACCUUAUCAGGCUUCUUUGGCCGAGACUCCAGAAGAGUUCAGGCAGAAACUUCAAGGUCUCUGUACUAUCAUUAGGAUGUCAGUAGUAUUGCAGAAGAACAAACGCCUGAACUUCGAAGAUAUGGAACUUUCACCUCUCGAUGGGGGAUUUAGACUGGUAUUGAAGCACGCAGGAGACCAACCUAUUUCGCUCUCAGAGGAAAUGAAGAAGGAUUUAAGGGGAGAACUUGAACACUUCAAAAUGGUAUUCAAGCAGCAAUUGUCAGUAGAUAUCCCAAGCAUUUCGGAAGCAUCAAAGAGCUGAGAAAGUAAUAGCUAGUGUUAUAAGGAUAAGAAGUUUGUUUAGCUUCUGGGAUUAAUGAUAACAUCUUUGGUUUCUGUACUGUGUUAGUUUAUUAUACGUAUCUUUGUAUUAUGAUUUUCAACGAAUGGUUACUAUUACUAAGCAUGUCCCUAAUGAUUCACAUGUCAUGUAUACUGGAAUUCUGCCUGGCCC
This is a messenger RNA of Linum tenue, 2174 nucleotides long. The record is from the annotation of a GenBank genome assembly. Lineage: Eukaryota; Viridiplantae; Streptophyta; Magnoliopsida; Malpighiales; Linaceae.